This is a messenger RNA of Halichondria panicea, 1375 nucleotides long. RefSeq lists its product as uncharacterized. The record is from RefSeq and is a predicted model, not a curated record. Lineage: Eukaryota; Metazoa; Porifera; Demospongiae; Suberitida; Halichondriidae. The transcript is spliced from 6 exons. The coding region runs from base 46 to 1236 and encodes 396 amino acids.
GGCCAAAGGUCAACAAAGAAAAGGUCACAGCUCAAACAAACAAUUAUGGCUUCACUGAGCAAGGUCACAGGUCUUUUUCGCUUCUCCAGCUCCAGCUCCAGGUUUGCACGGCCCCUGCAGCAGGCAGCCGUGUUUGUGAGGUGCCAGCAGAGUACAGCAUGUCCACAAGUCCCUGUGCCUGAGGUGUACACAACAGUGCCUCCACAGCCCCGGGAGAAGAAGCCUGGCCAGCUGGAGAGAUGGCAGGUGGAGCAGUACUUUGAUAAAGGCUUUCUGGUCGUCCCGAACUUUUUUAAGAAGAGUGAGCUGGAGCCAGUCAUUAAGGCUGUGGAGGAGUGUGUGGAUAUACUGGCUAAUAAGCUGUACAAGGGAGGUAAAAUCACCAACAAGCAUGAGAACGCCGGCUUCUACGAGCGGCUUACUCUGAUCGAGAACCAGUUCAAAGGCUCCACAGUUAUACUGCAUAAGAUGGGGUACCUCCCUAAGGCAUUCCGAGACCUCUGGUCUGGAGACAGACUCUUGAAUGUGGUGGAGCAGUUCAUUGGACCCAAUAUUUCUGGUCAUCCUGUGUGGAACUUGAGGACAAAGACACCACAGAACGAACAGACGACCGUUCCCUGGCACCAGGACAAUGCCUACCUGGACCAGGACGCACUGGGUACGCUCAUGCCCACGGCCUGGAUUCCCCUGCUGGACGCAAACACACUGAAUGGAUGUAUGCAAAUGAUCCCUGAAGGUCACAAGGUCGGUACAACCCUCACACACACCUGCUGCGCCGGGGACACGUGGUAUGUGGAUCUGCCAGAGAGUGAAAUCGAGAAAGCAUACAAUAUCAACGUCCGAAAAGCAGCUGUAAACUGUGAAGUGCCUUUUGGAGGACUUGUCUUCCUCAACAACUGUAUUCCACAUCGCAGCUUGGAGAACUUCUCAGACAAGGUUCGCUGGAGCCUUGAUCUUCGCUGGCAAGACCCCAGUAAACCUGUUGGCUUCCACGGACUGAAAGAUGCCCUACCAAUGCGCAAGGAAGGACAGCCUGACUACAACAUCAAUUGGGAAGACUUUGCGGCUAUCGAUCGGAACAAGCUCCAAGCUGAGGACGUGGGUUACAAUGACGCUAAUGAGUUUGACACGACCAUUCACGGCCCAUGGAUGCUGCGUUGGGAGAACACACACCCAAACAGACACACUGCCUCUCUGAAGACUGAUGCAUCGUCAUGGCACUCACAUAAGGCUUGAAACAAGUGGGACGUACAGUCUCUGAAUUUUUAUGGUGAACAUAUUAUACAUAAAGUUAUUUUUUUUGUAAUUAAGGUUGUGAAAUACGAAUUACAACACUGGUGUUUGUAGUAUAUAUGUAUUUGCUAUUUUUGCUCUA